Messenger RNA from Ilex paraguariensis (yerba mate), 1980 nucleotides. NCBI's taxonomy places the organism in Eukaryota, Viridiplantae, Streptophyta, Magnoliopsida, Aquifoliales, Aquifoliaceae. The record is from the annotation of a GenBank genome assembly.
CGAAUUCUGAUCUAUCUUUCAUUCUCAAUCGCAUUCGGUUUCCAACUCUCUCUCUCGGUCUUUAACUCUACCUAUUUGAUACUAGAUUCGGCAAUUUUUAAAAAUUUUCUUAUUGUCGAAUCCUCAACUUUGAUCGAAACUUGGCUUUUGCUUCGUUAGUACAGUUUAUUAGCUCAAAAUUUGCCCCAUCUCAUGUUGGAUCGAUUACCUGUUAAUUUACACUCAAUUUCGUCUAAUUUUCUACAUUCUGAUGUUUUCUUUAUAGAUUGCUUUAAUUGUCUCCGAUUUCGCCUAAAAUUUUGAUAUAGUGAUCAUUAGCCCUCUCUAUCGACCCUACUCGCCGUAAAUAUUCGACAAAUGGCGGAUCAAUUUCAGCCAAUUUCGAUUGAGGACUUGCCACAGCAUCUGAUUUUCGAAAUCCUAACCUCCGGUCGUUUGAGCGCGUUUGAUCUGGUUUGUUUAGAGCUGACGUCGCGAGCUUUUAGAGGGAGUCAUGGUUUGUUUCCUAAAAAAUUCAGGUCUUUGGUGGAUUUCUCGGCAUAUCAUCUGUGUGAGUCUCAUCCUAUAUAUGCUCCAAUGCAUUCCAAUUCUCAGAAAGAGCUUUUCAAUCGGUGUGGUGGGAUCUGGAAGCGGGUUUUGAGGUUCUUGCAAUCGGUGGAGCAGUCCUCUGAUAUUGUUGAAACCUCAGCAGGCAAUAUGCAGAUUUGGAGUGGAAGAUAUCACACAUUGUUGAUCAAUGAUUCUGCAGUCUACUCAUGUGGUUCCAGCUUGUGUGGUGUUCUGGGUCAUGGUCCUGAAACAACGCAAUGUGUAGCAUUUACACGAAUCAAUUUCCCAUCUCCAGCACAAGUGAUUCAUGUCUCGGCCUCCCAUAAUCAUGCUGCUUUUGUCACGCAGUCUGGAGAGGUUUUCACAUGUGGAGAUAAUUCAUCCUUCUGCUGUGGGCACGGAGAUACCAGUCGUUCCAUAUUCAGGCCUAGGCUUGUCGAAUCAUUGAAGGGAGUUCCUUGCAAGCAGGUUGCCGUGGGGCUUAGUUUCAGUGUUUUUCUCACAACACAAGGUCAUGUCUAUACAUGUGGGACCAAUACACAUGGCCAGCUUGGCCAUGGUGACACUCUGGAUAUACCAACACCCAAAAUUGUGGAACAGCUCGAGUGUGUUGGUUCUGUAGUCCAGAUUGCUGCUGGUCCAAGUUAUGCCCUAGCAGUGACCGAGGAUGGGACAGUUUACUCUUUCGGGUCAGGAACGAAUUUUUGUCUUGGCCAUGGAGAACAGCGAAAUGAGCUUCUGCCACGUGCAAUUCAGUCAUUUAGGACAAAGANUGGUCCAAGUUAUGCCCUAGCAGUGACCGAGGAUGGGACAGUUUACUCUUUCGGGUCGGGAACGAAUUUUUGUCUUGGCCAUGGAGAACAGCGAAAUGAGCUUCUGCCACGUGCAAUUCAGUCAUUUAGGACAAAGGGCAUUCAUUUGGUAUGCGUCUCUGCUGGUGAUGAGCAUGUGGUGGCACUUGAUUCUAGUGGAUCAGUGUACACUUGGGGCAAAGGUUACUGUGGAGCAUUGGGUCAUGGAGAUGAGAUUGAUAAAACUACUCCAGCAUUCUUGAGCAGCCUUAAGAACAAGUUGGCUGUGCAGGUGUGUGCAAGUAAGAGGAAAACCUUUGUUUUGGUGGAUGAUGGUUCUGUUUAUGGCUUUGGCUGGAUGGGGUUUGGUAGCCUCGGGUUUCCAGACAAGGGAGCAUCUGAUAAAGUGAUGAGGCCUCGAGUGCUUGAUAGAUUAAGGCCUCACCACAUUUCUCAAGUAAGCACAGGCCUGUACCACACCGUUGUAGUCACUAAACGGGGACAAAUCUUUGGGUUUGGAGAUAAUGAAAGAGCACAACUGGGGCAUGAAACAUUGAGAGCAUGUCUUGAACCAACUGAAAUUUUUGUUCAAGAAAUGCUGAAUGGUGAUGAUCUUGUAUCAGAAAGUGGUCAACUCUAG